This is a messenger RNA of Punica granatum (pomegranate), 1881 nucleotides long. NCBI's taxonomy places the organism in Eukaryota, Viridiplantae, Streptophyta, Magnoliopsida, Myrtales, Lythraceae. The record is from RefSeq and is a predicted model, not a curated record.
AGAGUAGCCUUACUUUUGUUCGAGUUGCAAAAACAAAUGAUUGCGCAUACCUUUGGACCGAAGAAAGAGAUAUCUGAAACCUCUUUAUCUCCAGUUAUCCUCCGAUAAUAAAGGUAAUAAAACGGGACAAUUCCGCUUUGCGGUCUCAUGCCCUGUUUGAGAAGCAUAGAGAAGCUACAGAGGCAAUGGCAGCAGAAGCGGACUCGACAGUCAAAUUCAGCGAAGAUCUCAGGAUCAUGCCUAGUGCGGAUGCAGAAGCCGAGUGUGAGAUACCUGUCGAAAGAAAAAAUGCAGCAAUGUUUGAGAAGCACAGAGAACACGAGCCAAUGGCAGCAGAAGCGAACUGGAUAGUCGAAGUCAUCGGGGAUAUUCCUAAUGCACAAGCAGAAGCAGAAUGCUGGAAGGAGUGGUCGAUAUACAAACUGCCGGCCUGUGUCACGGCUUUAAAACCGAAAGCUUACUCACCUCAGGCCGUCUCUUUUGGCCCUUACUCACCUCAGGCUGUCUCUUUCGGCCCUUACCACCAUGACGAAAAACACCUGAAGCCCAUGGAGGAGCACAAGGUCCGCGCCCUUCGCCACUUCCUCAAGAGGUCGAAGCGGCCGUCCUACCUCUUCGAUAGGGCUGUACGCGAGGUGCUGCCAGAUCUAAUGGCCUGUUAUCACCCCCUUGAUUGGAAGUGGGAGGAUGACAAGGACGCCUUCCUGAAGAUUAUGAUACUAGAUGGGUGUUUCAUGCUGGAGAUCCUACGUACUGGAACCGACACAGUCAAUGAUUAUGCCCCGGACGACCCGAUCUUUAGUAAGCACGGGGAGAUCAAUAUAAUGCCGUACAUACAAAGGGACAUGCUGAUGCUUGAGAAUCAACUGCCGAUGUUGGUACUGGAAAAGCUGCUUGCUGUUGAAAAUGAAACUGGCAACUCAAAGGAUGAAGAAGUUGUCAACCAGCUUAUACUGAAGUUCUGCUGUCCCCACAUGCCUAUUGUGAAGAUGGGCAAAUGCCUGCACUUGCUGGAUGUCGUCAGGAGGAGGCUCCUUCAUGAGGGCCCAAGCAAGAUGACCCGCCGGCGCAAGUCGGAUAUGGCACGAAAGGAUGGGUACGAGAUUAUCCGGUCGGCCACAGAGCUUGUUGAGGCAGGAAUCAAGUUCAAGAAGAGCAAGACUAAGAGCUUGAGGGACGUCUCGUUCAGUAGAGGAGAACUGAGUCUCCCUGUCACAGACGUGGAUGACACGACUGAGUCCAUGUUUCUCAACCUCAUCGCCUUUGAGCGCUUCCACAUAAGGGCUGGGAAUGAGGUUUCCUCGUACAUAUUCUUCAUGGACAAGAUCAUAGACAAUGAGAGGGACGUUGCCCUGCUCCACUCCAGGGGCAUCAUAAAGAAUGCGAUGGGGAGCGACAAGGAAGUGGCUAAGUUAUUCAACUCCCUGUCGAAGGACAUCACACUUGAUCCUAAUUGCAUCCUUGACGUGGUUCACAAGAAGGUCAACGGCUACUGUAAGAAGCCCUGGAACAUGUGGAGGGCCAACCUCAUCCACACCUACUUCAGGAGUCCGUGGGCCAUGCUGUCCUUAAUCGCUGCCAUCUUCCUCUUUGCGCUGACUAUCGUUCAGACAUUCUACUCCAUACUCGAUUUCUACCAGAAUUAGUCUUCUACACAAGACCUUCGACUAUUGUGUAUUGAGCUGAAACAUAUCUGCAUAGAUUCUUCUAUGUUCUUUAUAUUUCUUCCUUUUUGCAAUUAUUUUCCUGAUGGUGAUCGUUUGCCUUUUGAUUGGAUUAAGUUUCAGGUUGUGUCAGUUGAUACAAGGCCAACCUAAUAAAGAAGCAGCUCACUUCCACAUUUGAUGCAGACUAUCUCGAAAACAAAAUUUCCCACCAUAA